UCAAUGCAUAAUCAUCUGUUUCCUAAUAUAAUUUAAAAUCAAAGAAAAAUUAGGAUGCACAUUCUAAGUCAGAACUACAACAACCAAAAGUACAAAGUGUGGAAUUGAUUGUCAAAAAGUAUUUUGAUUUUUUCAAGUGUAGAGAAUUAUUUUAAUCGGAUCAAUAGGAUAGGGAUUAAUAUUAUUAGGGAUAAUAUUUAAAAGAAUAAGAGAAGCCUUAUGUUUUGUUUAGUAAAAUAAAAAUGGCUCAUUUACAAUAUAUGCCCGGUGACCCUCGUUUAGUCGAUCAAUUAGUGUAUGAAUUAAAAUCUAAAGGAAUUUUUGAUCAGUUUCGUAAGGACUGCAUCGCAGAUGUAGACACCAGGCCUGCGUACCAGAACUUGCGGCAAAGAGUUGAGAACUCUGUUUCUACGUUCCUGUCAAGGCAGGCCUGGCAGCCAGAUCUUAAUAAGAACCAAUUGAGAGAAAAACUCAGGAAGCAUAUACUGGAUGGCAAUUACUUAGAACAAGGUGUGGAAAGAAUAGUGGAUCAAGUAGUCAAUCCGAAAGUAGCAUCUGUUUUCAUUCCAAAAGUUGAAGAUUUGGUUUACAAUUAUUUAGGGAUUGCAAGAAAAAAAUCCGUUACUGCUGAAACUUCUAAUGGCAAGGUCGAUGACCUACUGCCCACUGACCUGGAAGCAGUUAGCCCGGGUUCCGUUAAAAGUAAUGAUGAUAAAAAUGAAACAAUGGAACUGGAUGAUAUACCUAGCGAAAGUAAAAUGGACGUAGAUGAAGAAAAGUUAACAACCGACAGCAAAGAAAACAACGUUGCUCCUGAGACAGUUCAAGAUGAAAAAGCAGAGAAUAUCCAGCUACCAAGCAACGAGCCGAAUACAGACAUAGAUAAGAGUAAUAUACCUUUGCCUUCAGAGGAAAUUAAGCCCGAAAAUAUACCACCGCCCGAAAACAGCCCGCUCAAAGUUGAAUUGGAGAAAAUAGAACUGCCUAAAGAACCAAUAUUAUCCACGGACAUUCCGUUACCAGAUGAUAUAAGUAAAGACGAAAAAGAACAAUACUUCAAACCAAUAAAUAGUGAUGAUGACGAUUCGAGCUCUGAUUCUUCACUCCGUAGGAAUAUGUCGCCUUUGACACCUAUAAGGAACUUUAAUAACGAAAACUCAUGUGAUGCUCAACAAGCAUUCGAAAACGAUUUAAGUGAAAACAAAGAAGAUGAUAAAAAAGAACCCAAUUCGUUUAAAUUUACAAUAGAUGCCAAGUCUCCUGAAAACAUUUGCGAUGAUGUCAAACCUGAAAAGAAAGAUACCGAAACAAAUUUGGCCUAUCAGUUUAAUAACCAAGUAAACAUAAACCAUUUCAAUACACCUCUAUAUGAAGAUAGUUCAAAUAGUAACAUUCUACACAUCGAUUACGAAAGUGAUGCCAACAGCAAAAUUAAUCAAGAAAAUAAAGCAGUAGAAAACGAACAGAAUUCAGAGGAUUCUAAAAAGGAUCGAAAAUCAGAUGAAAAGAAGAGUAGCCACAAAAGUUCUCACCGUUCGAGAGAUUAUUAUAAACAUUCGAGUAGCAGAGAUAAAAAGUCGGACUCUAAACAUUCAAGUUCUCGAGACAGUAGCAAACAUGACAAAAGUAAAUCAACGAAAGAAGAAAGUAAGUCUAAAUCCAGUGAUAAAGAGCGAUCUCGCGAUAGAAGCGAUAAAAAAGAUAGUAGAGAAUCGUCGAGGCAUAGAAGCUCCCACAAAUCAAGUCAUAAAGAUUCAAAAUCUCAUCGAAGCUCCAGUUCAAGCCAUAGACAUUCUAGCAAGCAUUCCGAUGAAAAGAAGACGUCCUCGUCGUCAUCAUCAAAUCAAAAAGAUAAAGAUAAAAGUUCCUUCAAAAAUUCUAUGGACAAACCUAAAGAGUCAAAAUCAAGUUCACAUCGAUCUGACAAAGACAGAAAAAGUAGUAGCGGUAGCAGCAAAAGCGACAAAAGUAGUAGCAAAAAUAAAAAUGACGACAAGGACAAAAAUAAAAAGAGCAAAAAGGAUACGGAUGAUCAUUACAGUCUAUCUGGUAGAGGUAAUCCAAACCGACGUUCAACAGACAGGGAUUCUAAUGAUGGUAGUUCUUCCUCGAAAGGUUCGAGCCAUCCCUCGGGUUCAAAAACAACAGAAGCUAAAAAGGAAAGCAAAAGUAGUUCGAAAUCUGAGAGUACUUCUACUACAAGUGGAGAAUCAACAAGUCCCAGUGACAAGGAGAAUAUUGUUUACGAGCAUGGAACGAAAAUUAAAGAAUCUCUUCAACAGAAACCGGUCGUUAGGAUAGAUAGCCAUUUAGAGCAGCCCGUUGUAUCGCCACCGAGGUUACCAUUUGUUCCCGAUGUAACUAUUAAAAAACCUAAGUUUGCAGCUAAUUUAGAGGAAGCUAAACGGUUAAUGAAAAUGCGAAAAUUUUUAGACGAAGAACAAAAGCGGAUGAAUCAAGAAGCUGCACUGCUUUUAGAAUUCCAAGCUAAUGUGAGGCCGAGCUUAAGCCAAGUUUAUUCAAGUAUUCCUGGACCGGAGUUAGAAUUUGCUUGUGUUACGAACACGGCACAUAAGCAAGAAUUACUUGUACAGAGUAAUGAAAAUAUUAACAAUGUGUCGAUGCAUGAAAAUGUUCCAGCAUCGCACUACACGAGUAAGCAACUAUUAAACGUUUUAAACGAUGCCAGUGUUGAAGUUGAAAAAAAUGCUUUUAUUAACGUGAAACACAAUGCAGCAAACGUGGAUGAAGAUAAUGUACAAUUGGUGUUAUCAGAAAACAUUGAUAAAAUAAAUGAUAGUAACGCAAUGAACACUGAUGUAGGAAGUAACAGCUUAAACGCGAGCACUAAAGCUGAGUCUCAAUCUUCGGCUACUGAAAAAAAUUUAACAUCUAAGAAAGAUAAACGUGAGCUGCGACUUGAUAAGCAUCGAGGUGAACUUUUCGAAAUUACUGUUAUAGCUGAAGAACUGUCGGAACCCGAGGAAAUCGAGGAAACGAAUAAAAAAGGAGCUGAAACAUUAGAAUACAAAAAAAUAAGUAUGGGAAAUACAAAUAAUGAAAAAGAGGAGCCGAACAUUGACUAUGAAAAUAAGUUUCAUUAUUUCGCUGAACAUGAAAAAUACAACGCUGAAAUAGAAAGAGCUAGAUUCGAAAAGUUUUUGAAGGCUUACAAUAUUAAAUCUUCGAUCAGUAACAAAAUAUAUUUGAUCAAUUGCGACACCUAUGAGGAGAACAUACUUCGGGAAAUGUCGGAAAACUUUGGCGAAUACGAAAUAGUGAACUAUCAUAGGAACGGUCAUUUGAAAUUGUCGAAAACGAGAAAUGUUAUUAAAAAUGUGAAUAUAUCGAGCGAAAUAUCUCUACCCAUAGACGCUGAUUACGAGACAACUAACGAUUAUGAAAGUUUCAAGUCUCACGUAUUCAGUCCGGAUAAAUCGGAAUGUUCGUUUGAAUUAUCGAGCGAUUAUGACGCUAAAUUAGAAGAGAUGGUGAACAAAACGUCUCGACAAGAAAUACUGGAAAUCAUACUUGGCAACGUUGUCGACGCCUCGCCGAAUAAAAUGCCAAGAAUAGAUUAUUUAACAGAUUCAAACAUUGAUAGUGAAUGCGAAAAUAAUUUGAAACGUAAAAUGAGUGAUGUUGAAACAACAGUUAACAACAACAGACAGGUACUUACGCCUAAUAAAAUAAGAAAAUUGAGUUCGGAUCAAAUAUCGUCGACUACACAGGAGAACGAAGAAAUUUCUAACAAAAUCGUAAAUAAUACUCGUUCUAAAUAUCUGGGCAAAGCCAGAAGGGUUGGUCUUCCUCGGCUUAAAAGAUCUAUUUUGCCGAACAGUCCGUCAAGCGACAAAUCUGUUGAAAACUAUGAACAGAACUUGCAAACUACACCGCAGACACCGAAUGGAAAAAUAAAACGUAAUAAAGUCCAAAGAUACGACACUUCGGACCUUUAUAAGCCGAAAUUACAUUUUCUUUCACGAAGAAACCAUAUUACUUAAAGUGAAUGAAUAAAAUUAGCAUGUGUUUGAGUCACAUUUGAAAUAAACGUGAGUUAAAUGUUAUUUGAAAUUAGAAGAGUUAAUAUUUUGAAACUAGCGGUCUCACCAGCGUAAAAUGUAUGGUGUGACGUAAGUUUCAAUGUCGCCAUGUAGAAAAAAUUAAUAAGAUUUUUUUAAAUUCGCGUCGACUAUUUGGUGCGGAAAAAAUGUACCUUGUUUAAAAAAAGAACUCAAAACUUCGAAUCGAAACGUAAGUAUAUUUUAUAACAGUAUGUUCUAUUAUAUUAAUAAUGAAUUUUAAAAGUAGCAUAGUUUCAUCUCUAUAAUAGUUAAUUAAUAUGUAAAUAUAGCAAUGUUUGCUUCCUUAAAACCGGGAAUAUUAUUAUUAUAUAUUUAUGACAUAUUCUAAUUUAUCAUUUAUUUUAUUAUUCGUUGUUAAUGUUUGAAUGUAUCUUAUAAUUUAUUAAAUAGCACCGACAAUUAACUUUUUUUUUAUCUUUUUAAAAAUAUAAUAUAAAUUAAUAUAUUAUUAAAAGCCCUUUAUUCUACUAAAUACACUGCCAUGUCAUAAAUACAUUUAUAUCUAAUUAAUUAAUAUGAAUAUCUAGAAACAUUAAAUCAAGUGGCAUAUAGAUAUAAUAGUUCGAUGUUAAAACAAACAUUUCAAUAGACAAGCAAUCAAAAUUGAUAUUCAGAUAUUAAAAGGAAAGAAAAGAUUAUUUUGACUCCAACCGAUUUGUUUCCUGUUUUUAAGUAGGAUGAAUGAAGUAUUCCUUUUUUGUAUGAAUUAAAACACUCGAAGCGUUUGGCAUUUCCCAUGCGAAUAGGCAAUGACAAUUAUUGUACGUCCUUCUGACGUCUGUGCUUCCUAAGCAGUACAUGAUUGCCGAUUGGUACCGGUUGAAGGCAUGAGAAAUUGGCAGACUCCAUCAGUACUUACUAUUAGGCAUAAUUGUGGUCAAGUGGUACGCCAAUAAUAAAAAAAAAACUAAGCUCGAUAACGUUUGAAUGUAUUCCGUUUAAGCAAAUUGUACGAUUUUUUUUCCAUUUUUAAAUGUUAACGGAAUAAUUACUGUGAAAAUCUCGACGAAUUCCGUCCUUGAGUAAUAUCUUAUUUUUAAUUUACUUAAUCCUACAUAACAUCGAUUAAGCAUAAGUUAAGAUAACCGUAUAUUAUAUUAAGUAAAAUAAAUAAAAUUUGUCGUAAUAAAAUGACUUACCGCUUUGUAUUAUCGUCAAGGAAUUAAUAAAUAAAAAUAUAUAGCAUCUGUUAAAAUGUUUACCGAUUUAAAUAAAUAUUAUUGAAAUUCU
This is a messenger RNA of Nymphalis io (European peacock), 5315 nucleotides long. Its product is annotated as biorientation of chromosomes in cell division protein 1-like 1. The transcript has 5 exons. The record is from RefSeq and is a predicted model, not a curated record. The coding region runs from base 243 to 4004 and encodes 1253 amino acids. NCBI's taxonomy places the organism in Eukaryota, Metazoa, Arthropoda, Insecta, Lepidoptera, Nymphalidae.